AUGGCUCGCCUCCCCAACCUGUUCAGCAAGAGUAGCAUCCAGCUGGGGGAGCAGAGCUGCACAGGCGAGGGCGAAGACAACACCAAGCUCCUCGGGUUGCCUAAUAUUGGCAACACCUGCUUCAUGAACUCUGCUCUGCAGUGCCUGCUGGGGCUGCCAGCAUUUUGCAGAGACAUCCUGAGACAGCAGAACAUCUGGAGUUCCUCCCCCUCCUCUAAACUGCUAUGCUGCUUUGCCAAGUUACAUCAGGCCAGGCUUUCUGGAGGCACUGUUAAUGAUAAGAACAAGGAAAAUAAGAAAAUCCUUCAAACAGUCAAGCGCUGUCUUUCCGUUGUCAAUGAGGACUAUGAGGAAGACUAUGAACAGCUGAAGGAGGAGGGUAUGGCAUUAAAGGGCUCACCAGAGCCAUACACCUGCCCCGUGAAGCAGUUAGAAUUCAAGCUGAAGACUUCCCGUACCUGCACCAGCUGUGGAGUUAUAGUUUAUGGUCAGGAGGAUUAUAAUCACCUGUCACUGAGCCUGAGCCAUGACCUGCCACACAGCCUGGACCUCUACUUUAAGCCAUCUGCGUUAGAGUGUGCAUGCAGGGUGUGCUCAGGAAGCACGGCAUCUGUGACUAGGCACUUCCUCACGCUGCCCCGGGUCCUAAUGCUUCAUAUCAAGCGAUUUACUGCAGGCAACUGGGAGCCAGAGAAGGUGGAUGAUCCCAUGUCCAUCCCUGCAGAAAUAACCCUCCCAGCUAGACACCAGCCAGACAAUAUCUACAGAUUGUCAAGUGUGAUCUCACAUCUGGGAGACAACAUGUAUACAGGCCACUACAUCAGUGAUGUUUUGGACAGCCGUGGCAGUGGGUGGCUCUGCCUGGAUGACGCACAUGUCUUGAGGACAGAUGAGGCCACUGUGCUGAAGGCAAUUGCACAGACUGCCUACAUCCUGUUCUAUGUCUGCAGACAUUGUAUGUACAUGUAA
Oncorhynchus gorbuscha (pink salmon) is the source of this 969-nucleotide messenger RNA. Its product is annotated as ubiquitin carboxyl-terminal hydrolase 37-like. The transcript has 10 exons. NCBI's taxonomy places the organism in Eukaryota, Metazoa, Chordata, Actinopteri, Salmoniformes, Salmonidae. The record is from RefSeq and is a predicted model, not a curated record. Gene Ontology annotation, cellular component: cytosol; nucleus. The coding region runs from base 1 to 969 and encodes 322 amino acids. Gene Ontology annotation, molecular function: cysteine-type deubiquitinase activity; cysteine-type endopeptidase activity. Gene Ontology annotation, biological process: protein deubiquitination; G1/S transition of mitotic cell cycle.